Messenger RNA from Puntigrus tetrazona (Sumatra barb), 1064 nucleotides. RefSeq names its product methenyltetrahydrofolate synthetase domain containing (gene mthfsd). The record is from RefSeq and is a predicted model, not a curated record. Gene Ontology annotation, cellular component: cytoplasm. Lineage: Eukaryota; Metazoa; Chordata; Actinopteri; Cypriniformes; Cyprinidae.
GCCACUUAUGCAUCUAGCCUGUACCGUAAUUGUUGAAAGAAGAAGAACUUUAAGUAAAAUUAGAAGUCGGCUGUUCGUUGUUUUAUAGAAAGAGCUGUGAGCUUUUCCGCAUAAUGGAUUCAGUAAUAAGGAUUAUUCAAGGGGAUACUAAAUGGGACAUACGCCAUCAAAUAUGGAACUACAUCGAAGUGAAAAACCUGGCCAGUUUUCCUCGACCUGUGCAGAACAGAAUUCCCAAUUUCAAGGGUGCACUGGAGGCAUGUGCCAAAGUGCAACUCUUAGAGGUCUUUACCAAUGCUGCUGUGGUCAAGGUAGCUCCAGAUAAACCAUUAGAGGGAGUUCGACUAGCUUCUUUGCAGGCAAAAAAAACAUUGCUUGUUCCAACACCUCGUCUAAGAACUGGGCUGUUUAACAGGAUCAUUCCACCAAACAGUGCAACCAAAAAUGAACUGCUUUGUUCUAGAUCUCAGCAUAUUAAAGAGUUGAGUAUUCCAGUCGGUUUAGAAGACAAAGUUCAGGUGGAUCUUGUUGUAGUUGGAUCAGUGGCUGUAUCUGAAAAAGGCUACAGAAUUGGAAAAGGUGAAGGCUUUGCAGACAUGGAAUAUGCUAUGAUGGCAUGCAUGGGAGCUGUGUGUGAUUCCACUGUGGUUGUCACUAUUGUUCAUGAUUGCCAGGUUGUGGACAUUCCAAAGGAACUAAUUGAAAGCCAUGACCUCACAGUUGACUUUAUUCUAACUCCAACAAGAAUCAUUAAAACUGAAUGUAGACACCCAAAACCACAAGGCAUCAUUUGGUCAAAGUUACACAGAGAAAAACUGAAGAAAAUACCCAUUCUGAAGAAACUGAAAGAACUGGAGCAGCAAGUUGGGAAAUAUGCAUCUUUAAAGACCACGCUUACAAAGACGAUGAAACUAAGAAAUCCUAAGAGCUAUGUGCUUUAUUGUCAACCCAAAUCAACCCAAAGGGCUCAGAGAGAUGGAAGAGAAUAUGCUGGCAGUGGACAAAGCAAAAGAGCAAUCCUGCUGAUGAAACCAUUACAGAGCACACUCAUCUUUUUUCAUUAA